Drosophila willistoni is the source of this 669-nucleotide messenger RNA. RefSeq lists its product as uncharacterized. The transcript has 2 exons. Lineage: Eukaryota; Metazoa; Arthropoda; Insecta; Diptera; Drosophilidae. Bases 1 to 555 code for a protein of 184 amino acids. The record is from RefSeq and is a predicted model, not a curated record.
AUGCUUUUGCAAAGUCUUUGUAUCCUUUGGUUGCUGCUCGUCGAGUCCUGGUGUUCGCUGCCAAAGAACUACAAGGUGCGAUUAGAAUCCUUCAAUUUUUUGGCGAAUUCCAAUUCUCCUGUUGCUACUACAAAUAUACGUUUAUUGGGCCGCGAACGAGCCUUAAAUGGCACCAUAACAAUCCUGGAAGAUUUGGAUAAUGAACAUUUUGACCUGUCGGCUGAUGCCUACAUUGAUCCAACUGGCGGUGGAGAUUAUAAGCAAAUACCAUUCACCAUCCCAAAGCUGCCCGUUUGUGAAAUAUUCAAAAAUUACAUCCAACGGUAUGGCGGAGCAACAUUAAAGUAUAAUGUGAACACCGAUUUUCCCUUUGAUGGAUCCAAAUGUCCCAUUCCAACGGGGACUUAUUACUUUAAGAAUGUUCUAAUCAAUACUGAUGGUUGGCCUCAAAUAAUGCCAAUUGGCAUUCUGAAAGGAGUUGGCUCAAUUUACAAGGACAACGAAAUAAUUGGAACUCUUAACACUAUAUUAAUUAUAGAAAGCAUUGGUCUUUGAUGUUGAGUUUUAAAUUAUUAUUAAAUUCAAGUAUUUUAUUGAUAUCCCAUCUUUCAGUCUGAUUGAACUUCGAUGCAAUGGUUUACUGAUAGAUAAGCCAAAUAAAGUCCUUAA